This is a messenger RNA of Paramecium tetraurelia, 1130 nucleotides long. RefSeq lists its product as uncharacterized. Gene Ontology annotation, molecular function: L-malate dehydrogenase (NAD+) activity. Lineage: Eukaryota; Ciliophora; Oligohymenophorea; Peniculida; Parameciidae. Gene Ontology annotation, biological process: malate metabolic process; oxaloacetate metabolic process; tricarboxylic acid cycle. The transcript is spliced from 4 exons. The record is from RefSeq and is a predicted model, not a curated record.
AUGUAGCAAAUCCAGAAAUAAAUUAAAUAUCUAAAAUGCAAAAGUAUCUCCAAAAGGUCCUUACCAAUCAAUUCACAAGAGCUUCAAUUGCCCAAUUUGGUCAAUAAUUAAAGCCACCCGUUAGAGUAGCCAUCACAGGUGCUGCUGGUCAAAUUGGGAUAUUCCCUAAUUUUCAGAGUUGCCAGCGGUGAAAUGCUUGGACCAAAUUAACCAGUCAUCCUUCAUUUGAUUGAUUUACCAUUUGCCAUGGCAGCAUUAAAUGGUGUCGUGAUGGAAAUUUAAGAUUGUGCUUUUCCAUUGGUUUAAGGAAUCGUGGCAACUGACAAUUAAUCCGUAGGAUUCAAGGAUGUCAACUAUGCUCUUAUGGUAGGUGCUAAACCAAGAGGACCAGGAAUGGAAAGAGGAGAUUUGUUGAAAGACAACGGUAAAAUCUUCACAGAAACAGGAAAAUACAUUAAUGACCAUGCAAGCAGAGACAUCAAAGUCGUAGUUGUUGGUAAUCCAUGCAAUACCAAUUGUUUGAUCUUGGCCAAUCAAAUCAAAGAUAUUCCUAAAGAGAAUUUCACUGCAAUGACAAGAUUAGAUCACAAUAGAGCACAACAUCAAUUGGCUGAUAAAUUAGGUGUUCACACAUCUGACAUCAGAAAAAUAGCAAUCUUCGGAAAUCACUCACCAACCAUGGUUCCAUACAUUGAUUAAAUGACUGCAAAAAAUCACAAAGCCACAGUCGAUUAAUAAUGGGUCACCUAAACAUUCAUCCCAACUGUUCAAUAAAGAGGAGCCGAAAUCAUCAAAGCCAGAAAACUCUCAAGUGCUGCUUCAGCUGGUAAUGCUGCCAUGAAUCACAUCACUACUUGGGUCAAUGGAACUGCUGAAGGUGAUUAUACUUCUAUGGCCAUCCCUUCUGAUGGAAGCUAUGGAGUACCAAAGGGAUUGAUCUUCUCCUUCCCAGUUACAGUUAAGAAUGGCAAAUAUUCUAUUGUCCAAGGAUUACCCAUUUCACCAUUCUAUCAAGGCUUAUUGGAUAAGACCAUCAAGGAAUUAGUCGACGAAAGAAAUGCAGUUGACCAUUUGCUUAAAUGAUAUAUUAUUGAAAUUAUUUAGUAAAAUAAAAAAAUAAUUACCUUUUU